Lytechinus variegatus (green sea urchin) is the source of this 3984-nucleotide messenger RNA. RefSeq lists its product as uncharacterized. Lineage: Eukaryota; Metazoa; Echinodermata; Echinoidea; Temnopleuroida; Toxopneustidae. The transcript has 14 exons. The record is from RefSeq and is a predicted model, not a curated record. Bases 1202 to 3613 code for a protein of 803 amino acids.
UCUGGGAUACGGGACUGUAAAUGAUACGGUCAAGCUGGCAGGGAGCUAUCUAUUGUACAUGUAAACUGUAGAUGUUUACGGACCACCUGUGCCAGAGGUUCAAAACAGGUUAUGACACCAGAUGUCGACGACACUGGAGGGUCUUCAGAAUUCUGAUUUAGGUUCGGACUACUGGCUGUCUAUAGGAGUUUGAUGUGAUAACACUAUACUUGGUAAGAACUUGGCAACCGGUAUGGUCCAUGGAGUCACCUUAGAUUUCAACACCUCUUUCUUGUGCUGAGAAGAACAUUGAAUUUGGAUCAGAGGAAAGAACGGUUCAACGUGGAACUUAAUUAUGGAGUAUUCAGCCUUUUGGUAGCGCCAUUUCGUGGAUUGACUUAAAGAAAUUUACAGCAGGAUAUGCAAGGUCGAAAGUUCCAUCGUGUUUCUGUAAUUUAGUUUAAUUGAACAUAGAAGUCACUCAGACUUAAUGUUGCAAUGUGUGAAGAAAUAGAUCUGGACUAAUUUCAAAAUAUCUUCUUUUUUGUUCAUGAUUUGUGAAUUAUAAAACAUUUCGGUAUUAUGGGACGUCUCUGCUUCUAAAAACAAAUCAACUUGCUUUGACAAGUAGAACCAGAUGCCCAAUAAUCAUCACGACCAAGCCAGUCAUGUUGAUUAUUUGGGCAAGAUGAACUUUCGGAGUACGUUCUCGCUACAUGUGAAUAAGCAGUCGAUAUGAAAGGUAACUGUCAGGAUUUGAUUGCUUUGAACAAAAAUUUCUGCAGAAUCAGACAAAUCUUCCUUUUCACCACUAAAAGUGACCAUCAGGAAAGUUAACUCCCGUAAGCGGGCUAUGGUAUUUGAUUCCUGGAGGAGAAACGCAUUCGAUGUAUCUGUCAUAAUGACAUUUUAUUAUCCAAAUCAGGAGAUUGAAACAUUGCCUGUCACAUGAUUGAUUUGUUUCUUGUUGGUUUAUCUCACUUUGUAAUAUUCAAUGUGUUUGGUUUGGCAAAGAAAUAACAUCUACUUUAUAAGGGACUGUAUACUUCCUAUCCUAGACAUGCUAGAGUGCUUUUUCAUGAAUAAGCAUCAUAUAGAGUUGGAAAUUAUUGUGUAAAUCGUAUCAUGUUGGAGAAUAGGUGACAGAAUAAAAAAAGAACGAACCUAUUCAAGGAUUUCUUCUGGUAUUUGAAAGGAAAUUAAAGUCCGUAUUAAGAACUUGAUGACGACAAUGGCGACUGGACGGGUGGAGUUCCCUCAACUUCGACCACUGGGUCGACCGCCAAAGAAAGCGAACACGAUCACUACCGGCUUGAGAGAUUCAUCAAGACUAGUUGACAUCAACUUGAGUUCUCGCUUGAUUAAUCGUUUGCCGGCCACCAUUUCGUCAACGAGCGUUGAUGAAGAUGCGCCGGUGUGUGAAGACCCAUCCCCUCCUCGUCAUUUCUCUCUUCAGGGUCAGCCGAAGAAUAAAACCGCCGAGAAGCGACUUCAGUUCUACAAACGAAUGAGUAGUCGUAAUUUAAUCGGAGUUCAAAACGCGGUUGAAACCACUACUCCCGGGAACCUUGAUAGCCAUAAGGUUGGAGAAAAAGAGGAGAGGGCGCGACGGCCGUUUACGCGUUCGGAGAGUUUCCGACUUGGAGCUAUCAAGGAACUCGCCAAGCAAAACAGCUCUCUGAGUGACAUUUACGACGACAGUGCGUACUUACGACGAUCGAGUAAUUUCAGCGAUGGAACAGUAGAUGUAGUCAAAACGCGCUCCGUGCCUCGACCGCGAGGAAAGUCUCUCACAAAACAAAUAAGUCUUCUCAGUCUUCGCUCGAACACGUCGACGAUGUCAUUGAUGAGUUUAGACAAGGUUGGAAGGAGUGGGAGAAGGAGAAGCAGAGGUAGCUUUAAUCCAAGGUCGGGCUCACGAAAUAGGAAGUCAGGUCGACAGGGAGAAUCACCAUCGCGCAUUGGCGGGAGACUGAGCAGAAGAUCGCAACUCAAGGCUAUCGCUCCUCCUCCAAGUUUGUUAAAGCACCGUUUUAUGAAGGCUGUUAGACUUCUCCAGCUAAUCAACCGCUCGUUUCAGAUCAACAAAAGAAGCCGUUAUGUGAGGGAACAAGACGCCGAGAGUGUCGGUCUGGGUAGCCAUUCUCCUAAGAAAGAAGUAGGAAUCUUCUUCGAUCUUAAUCACUUCAAGGCGAGAAAAGAGGGUCAGCUCAGUUUGGAAGUUAAACGGAUUUUAAUGAAGGAACCAUGUGACAGGAGUCAUGAAGAAGUAAAGAAGACAUUGGUUUCACUUCGUACUACUCUGGACGCUUUCUGUGAGUUUCCAGUUCAAAUGCAACAAUCUAUCGCAAAGUUUGGAUUCUAUAACAAGCUUGAGAAACGUCGCGUGAUUGUACGGGAAGGUCAUCGAGCAGAUAAUUUUCACCUGAUGUUAUCAGGUACAGCGAUCGUCACCACAACCACCCGGGAUGAACAAACUCAAGAACCAAGGGUUAAACUUGUCAACUUCAUCAAGAGAGGAAACACGUUUGGAGAACGAGAACUGAUGACUGGGGUUGUGAGACCACACACCAUCGUAUCUCACGAGGAAGUGGAAUUACUUAGCCUAGAUAGAGAGGAAUAUAUGACAAUUUUCACACCUAAGAACGAGCUUGAGAUCGAGCAGGACGUCGAUGUGGCCAGUUUUCUUCGUACGAUCACGGUUUUUAACGAUUGGCCUGUCGAGAAGCUACCGAAGAACAACCCUGCUAUCUGCCUUCUCACCUACUUUAGAAAGGGCGCGGUGGUUUGCCUGAACAGCAACAAGACGGAAUGGAUUUAUAUCGUCAAAUCUGGAGCUUGUCAAGUGCUAAAAGAACUCAAAGAACCUAUAACUACAACUCCACGCAAGACAAAGGGGAUAGAACCUCACAGGAAGAAACUAACAACUCACAAAGCAAAUCGCAGAAAGAAACUGAAGUUACCUCCCAUCAUCAAAGUCACGGAAGACGACCAACCCUCAUCCACCUCUUGGCCCUCUAGCCCCGCCCCUAGCAUCAGAGAUGACGUCAGCACAGCAAGCAUUGGAAGUGAUGGGGAGCCGAAGGUAUCCAAGGAGAAAGGAAGGUUUUACAGGGCAGCUAAAACGGUUUUCUCCACCGAGGUACAACUCAGACAGAAGCUGGACUGUAUUGGAAACGCCGAGGAACAUAUCUCAUUGUUGGAUAACAUUAAUGCCCGGAGUCGCAGCCCUCGCCUUGCUGAUUUAACGACAACGUUGAUGGCGUCCAUGGCUUCUGAUGCUGGUAGUACACGAGAUUGUGACGAGAGGAAUUCAAUCUUUCUUAAACUCAGACGAUGUGUUUCGGGUGAAGUUUUCGGGCUCAACUCAGUCCUCUUCAAGUCUGUCGGGGGUUCCCCUAGUUUAACUUUGACAUCAGAAGGAGCCGAGUGUAUCCUCAUCUCUAAGAGUUUCUUCCUGCAGCACCUAACUGAGACAGCCAAAGAUCAUCUACUUCGUACGGUCCCUCCGUGGCCGGCUGAAGCUCGUUUACAAGAAUUACUUCAAGAACACGCUGAUUGGGAUAAAUAUAAAUCAGCUAUGAUCGGAGAUAUCAUCACAUUCAACAAGAAGGUAGCCACUGGUAUAAUCUGAUGAGUUUAUCAUGGACAUGGUCAUCUCAAUGUCGACGCCAAAGACUGCAUUUGUGUUAUUGUUUCCAAUACCCCAUUUUCAUCCAAGUUUGAUCACAACGGUUAAAUAUAUUCAAUACGACUUGAUCGCAGGACAGACGACACUCUAAAUCGCAGAGAUUUCAAAUAAAUCCUCAUCGGUUGUAGUUUGUUACCAGUCGAACUCCUAUCUUGGAUUUUAAUCGAAAGGAAUUGAAUUUAAUUCAUUUGAAAAUUAAAAAAGACCCUUGAGGAUAUAAUACUAAAUAUAGAGUUUGUAGUGAUUAGUUCAUAUGAUCAGGAUUUAUUUUAAAGGACAAGUCCACCCCAACAAGAACUUGAUUUGAAUAAAAA